Molecule: messenger RNA, 2309 nt
Organism: Pan troglodytes (chimpanzee)
Lineage: Eukaryota; Metazoa; Chordata; Mammalia; Primates; Hominidae
Gene: BTF3L4
Product: basic transcription factor 3 like 4
Exons: 7
Coding region: 120-647 (175 amino acids)
Source: RefSeq, a predicted model, not a curated record
UCUGCUCCCGCCGCCGCCGCCGCCGCCGUCGUCUUUCUCUGUCUCGGCUGAGGCAGCCAUCUUUCUCUUGCCGCGUGCUGGUGUUGGAGGACCCUCCCUGCUUCAGAUUUACCAACAGCAUGAAUCAAGAAAAGUUAGCCAAACUUCAGGCUCAGGUCCGGAUAGGGGGCAAGGGUACAGCUCGCAGAAAGAAGAAGGUAGUACAUAGAACAGCCACAGCUGAUGACAAAAAGCUUCAGAGUUCUCUAAAAAAACUGGCUGUGAAUAAUAUAGCUGGUAUUGAAGAGCUUGAUGUGACUGUGCCUUGUUACGCUGAGAUACAGAUUAGAGCUUCAUUUGUGAACAUGAUUAAAGAUGAUGGGACAGUUAUUCAUUUCAACAAUCCCAAAGUCCAAGCUUCCCUUUCUGCUAAUACCUUUGCAAUUACUGGUCAUGCAGAAGCCAAACCAAUCACAGAAAUGCUUCCUGGAAUAUUAAGUCAGCUUGGUGCUGACAGUUUAACAAGCCUUAGGAAGUUAGCUGAACAGUUCCCACGGCAAGUCUUGGACAGUAAAGCACCAAAACCAGAAGACAUUGAUGAGGAAGAUGAUGAUGUUCCAGAUCUUGUAGAAAAUUUUGAUGAGGCAUCAAAGAAUGAAGCUAACUAAAAGUUUGGUUUUUGGAAGCUGGCAUGGACUAGAUUUAACAAAUCAGCUAUGUGGUUCCAAAGUUUUACAGACACGGAGAACAUCACCUGUUACUAGUUCAGUAAUAUAAAUAUUUUGUAUAUUAAUAAUGCUGUUUGUUCAGCAUUUUUCGGUCAUUUGAUUUUGCAUUUUGCACUUCCUCCCAGGAUAUUUUUUUGGUCAAAAUAUGAAGUAUUGGUGCAGUUUGAGGGUGUUUUGGUUUUUGAUUCCUGGUUUUUUUGUUUUUUGUUUGGGGUAUUUUUGGUGUAUGUAUGUUUAUGUAUGUGUGUGGGUAUGUGUGUAUACAGUGGAGAGCAAAUUGGAAAACAGUUCUAUUUAUCCUCCUCCCUCCCCAGUAGAAAUAAAAAAAAUCUUUACAUUUGUUACUUUUCUUUUCCCCCCGUAAGACACAGAAUUAAUGGAAAGGGAGUAUCUUGGAUUUCAAAUCUGAAGAGAUUUUUACCAUUAGUGGUUUGAUUUUAAUUUGCUUGGUUAACUAUCAUAUUUUUCAUACACUUCUCUGGAUUUAAAAUAUCUUGAGGUAUUUUGCCACUGGCUUCAUGCUGGAGUAAUGGGUAACAUAUCUUUGGUAUGGUUGCCUUAGAUUAACUUACCUAGUCAGACCCAGAAGAACCUCUUUUACUAGCUUGCUUCCUAAAUGCCUUUUUUUCCUCUCCUUUUGGUCUCCAAAUGGCCUGGUCAGCUUUUGGUAAUAUUCUUCCUCAUCUUCCACCUAGCUUGAGAAGGAUGUUCUCCAUAUAGAGUUAAGCGAGUGCCUAAUCCCUCCUUUUGUAAGAUUUUGUUCCCUCAGCUUGAGGAACAACUUCAUCUUCAACUUUUUAUUUCUCCCUGAUGUUACAGUUUGGUAGAUUUCAAACUGGAAUAGCUAGCAUGUGCUUGCUAAAUAAUUUUAUGCCAGCCUUAUCCUGUAUCCUAGCUGUUCUUAAUAGCAGGUACAAAAAUGCCUGUUUUUCAGCAAGGUUGAAAUUGGGAAUGUCCUUUUGAAUCAGAAGAAAAUAGGCCAUAGACUCAUCUCCCAGCACAAAUGGGCAUUCUAUGAAAUGGUACUGGCCCUAGGAGGAUUUCCUCAACCACUCUCCUACUCUUGGCCUUGAACCUACCUCUGGGUUGGAUCUUACUAUUGUAGCUGCUCACUAUACCCUCCUGCAUGCUUAGAAUAAUGCUUUGAGGGGAGCACUGGUAAAACACAGUAUUUAUUUUUUUACCUCCUUUAAGAGGACUUGGAGGUAAGUUGCAUUCAUUCACUCAAGUUUCCCUCUUGCUGUCUAAUAGAAGCUUACUUUUUGCUAUAUCAGCAUUUGUUACAGCCAGUAUUUAAGGACAAAAUUUAGAAAAUAUAUCAUUUCCUGGCCCAUCAUCAAACUAAUACAGCUUAACCUUGCAGCUACCAACUUUUGUGUCAAGCUAGAUAUCUUUAUUUGAUAUCUAAGGUGCAAGACCAACAAUAUAUUAAGAGAUCUGUAGACAUGAAGGCAAAGCUCUUGUAUUUUUUUUCAUCCAAACACCUCAAUUUAUUUUAUAAAUUCGUUCAUUUUUCCUGUUAUGUUUUAUAUAAUAUAUGGACUAAACAAAAUAAAAUAACAGUGCAAAAGAGGAGAAUAUUUCCUCUUGUGCUUUUCUUGA